UGUGACCGACUCCUUCACUCCUUUCUCUUUAAACCCUCCGAGCGUCUCCUAUAAAUCAUUCUUUUCUUUUUUUUUUUAUAUUAAACGUUAAAACAUAAAUAAUAAUAAUGGAACGAAAACGUCCUUAUGAGGAUGACGACAAUAGUCAUCAAGUACCAAACAAUUACAACAACAGUUACAACAAUAAAAAACGAUCUUUUCAUGAAGAUCGCGAUUCAAACAAGGUCAGCCGAACACACACCCGCACCGAUGCCGCAAAAAGUGCCCAUCUCGUGGCUAAGCACUACAAUGAUCGACCUGACGUCGGCGUGGAAAAGCGUAAAGAAUCCAAAAUUAUCCGGCUACGCAGUUUCAACAACUGGAUCAAGAGCGUUCUCAUCCAACGUCAUGUGCGCCAACGAGAUACCGUGUUUGACAUGGGAUGCGGCAAAGGAGGUGAUCUGAACAAAUUUGCCAAGGCACGCAUUCAUCACCUUGUUGCUGCAGACGUGGCACACGUUUCACUCGAGCAAAUGCAGAAACGGUAUCGUACGUUAAGGACCAAGAGCUUCACUGCUGAAUUCUAUGCUAUGGAUUGCUACAAGGAAUUGAUUGCGCCUAAACUACACCGAAGCAUUGGGUUUGAUGCCGUAUCUAUGCAAUUCUGUCUUCACUAUGCAUUUGAAACCGAAGAAAAAGCACGAACCAUGCUCGAGAACGUGUCUACUCGUUUACGUUCCGGCGGACGCUUCAUAGGCACUAUGCCUGAUGCCAAUUGGAUCGUCAAACGCGUACGAGAGCAACCCAAGGGAGUGAACAAGUUUGGCAACUCCAUCUAUCAUAUUGAUUUUGAGGACACGAUCCAAGACGAAAACAAGGAAACGGGCUUCAGCAAGUUUGGGUGCAAGUAUAUGUUUCAUCUAGAGGAUGCGGUGGAUUGUCCCGAGUAUCUUGUCCAUUGGCCCACAUUUGAACGAUUGGCCAAGUCAUAUGGACUCAAGUUGACAUUCAAGCAAAACUUUCAUGAACUGUACAGGGAUGCAGCACGAGAUAAGGAAUUUGGAUGGUUACUUCAGAAGAUUGGUGUUGUGGGUGGCAGUCAAUCCGAAAUGAGUGAGGAAGAGUGGGAAGCAGCACGGGUGUACUUGGCAUUUGCUUUUGAAAAGAUGUAACGUUUGAUAUACCA
Zychaea mexicana is the source of this 1165-nucleotide messenger RNA. RefSeq names its product guanine-N(7)-methyltransferase domain-containing protein. NCBI's taxonomy places the organism in Eukaryota, Fungi, Mucoromycota, Mucoromycetes, Mucorales, Lichtheimiaceae. Gene Ontology annotation, cellular component: nucleus. Gene Ontology annotation, biological process: 7-methylguanosine mRNA capping. The transcript has 5 exons. The record is from RefSeq and is a predicted model, not a curated record. Gene Ontology annotation, molecular function: mRNA 5'-cap (guanine-N7-)-methyltransferase activity. Bases 108 to 1151 code for a protein of 347 amino acids.